This is a messenger RNA of Amphimedon queenslandica, 2065 nucleotides long. RefSeq names its product protein inturned-like. Gene Ontology annotation, biological process: establishment of planar polarity; cilium assembly; vesicle-mediated transport. The coding region runs from base 30 to 1982 and encodes 650 amino acids. NCBI's taxonomy places the organism in Eukaryota, Metazoa, Porifera, Demospongiae, Haplosclerida, Niphatidae. The record is from RefSeq and is a predicted model, not a curated record. The transcript is spliced from 13 exons. Gene Ontology annotation, cellular component: cytoplasm; cilium.
UAGCUAGAGUGAAUGGUGAUGAUGUCACGAUGCGAUCAAUUGAAGAGUCCUUAUCUAAGCUAACCAAUGAGGUUAUAUUUGACGUAUACAAGUGCACUCCUAGUUCUCCUCCAAGCCACACCCUCUCUCCCCCACCCACUUAUUUCUCAGACACAACCUCACCCACUCCUCCCUCCAGCUCCUUCUCUCCUCCUCCUCCUCUCAUCCUGUUUUUAACCCUCGACACCAAAGAAGACGACCCACCUGAUAAAGAUAUUUUAUUUUGCUACCCAUCCCGUGGGUGUCAUCAUUUUUUAGAUCAAAUUAUAUUGCUACGAGGAGCUUUUUUAACCCUUUCCAAUCUAAUACCGACCAUAUCUUCAUCUCUAUCAUAUACUACCAGUUCAGUGCUGGUAGUGGAUGGUGAAUUAUGUUACAUUUCAGGACAUUUAGUUGGUAAAGAAUUGUUACUAAUAGCACAGACUGGAGUGAAUAAUUAUCAAGUUGAGCUGGUACUUGACUCGUUAGUCGAAUGUUUGGAAUUAGUUUAUGGAGACUUGAUGAGUGCAUUUAAAAGUGAUUCCAGUACAUUGUCUGGUGUGCUCUCCUCCAUUUUAUCUUUCUCUUCUUCCCCUUCGCCUAAUUCAUUUCUAUUUCCUGCCCUUCAACAAUUACCACUGUCAAUCAAAACUGCUGCUCAAAUCAGUUCUCACCUCAAUCAAAUAGACGCUGCUAGUUAUUCUCCACCCCUCCUCUCUCCCCCUGGCUCCUCCCCCUCCCUCCUAUCUCCCCUCGGUUCCUGUCUCUUCUACAAAGGAUACUUAGUCUCCAGUCACCUCACCCUCCAGCUCCUAAGAGCCGCUCAUCUUGUUUGUGUCUGUUUCGUAACUCGACAGCCGCUAGCCGAGUUGACUUCAGUGUGGAAGCAAAUAUACUUAAAAGAGGAGAGUCAAAGUGAUGCUAAUUUAUUUGUACUUGCUAUUGGAAUGGAACACACCCUGUUGUGUCAAGUUGUGUCCGUUGGUCGUGAGCUCAAUAUCUCCUCAUUCCCUGACGACAGGGUCAAGGAGAACUGUCGUAAGAUACUCUCAGAUAUCCACUCGUCAGGUCUACUGUCAGACUGCGAGAGAAGGUUGAUUGGUCUUCCUGCUCUAACUUCAGCUGAUGUUUUAUUAGCAUCUAAUCUAACGACAGCAGCAGCUGCUGGUGCAGGAGGAGAGAAAGGAGGAGGAGGAGGAGGUAAGGGUCAUCAUCGUAUGACCAGGAGCAGCACUGGAUCAAUAUACUCCCUCAGUACCAUUGUCAGUGGUUCCUUAUCAGAUUCAGAUGAUGAUAGUUCCUCAAGAUUAACUCCUAACAAAUCCUCCUCAGUAUUUCAUUCUUUCCGCUUGUCUCUUCGUCGACGAAAACACAAAUCAACAUCAUCGGCCACCCUAACCCCCAGCAUGCUCUCGUUGCCAUUGGCAACCAGAGAGCCUUACAUGUUAACAGCCGGAAUGGAGAAUCACUUGCUUUAUUACGUAUCUCUUGAAAGUGGGCGUGGUCUCCUCGUAUCCCCUAGCAACGAGCAGGUCAGCAGUCAACCAGUUCAUAGUCAGCUACUGAUCACUUUCCGUGAGACUGCGUCAGCUAUUCACACCAUCUUAUACCAGAAGAGGAGAGAGGAACAGGAGGAGAAUGUAUGGGAGGAAGAAGAGGAGGAGGAGAUAUCAUCAGUUUCCUCAAUGAAAGACGGUAAUGAUGGUGUGUUUAGUUUAAGAGGGAGUUCAGUGAUAGAACAUGGAGUAUUAGUAUCAUGUACUACACUAUCAACAAGAGGGGGAGGAGUAGGAGGAGGGGCUAAGAAUAUUCACGGGUCAUUAGCUAAUCCUCCUAUACUCAACUACUGGAUAAUAGGGAGAUUAUUUGAGGAGAGAGAGUUGUAUAUUUGCUAUCAGGAGAACAUGUCACAGUCGUCUGUUGAGAUUAUUUUUAAAUUGCUGUUUGGAUCAAGCAUAUUUUAAAAUUUCUUCUAUUUUCUAAUUUUUAUCAUCAUUAUUAUAAUCAUUUUUACUUACAAUAAAGUUAAUAAGUUAUUAGUUUCGGG